Messenger RNA from Recurvomyces mirabilis, 510 nucleotides. It is a transcript of the gene ARC19, whose product is annotated as Arp complex subunit. The transcript is spliced from 4 exons. Gene Ontology annotation, biological process: actin filament polymerization; Arp2/3 complex-mediated actin nucleation. Gene Ontology annotation, molecular function: actin filament binding. The record is from RefSeq and is a predicted model, not a curated record. Gene Ontology annotation, cellular component: Arp2/3 protein complex; actin cytoskeleton. NCBI's taxonomy places the organism in Eukaryota, Fungi, Ascomycota, Dothideomycetes, Mycosphaerellales, Teratosphaeriaceae. The coding region runs from base 1 to 510 and encodes 169 amino acids.
AUGUCACAAUCCCUCCGCCCUUACCUCUCCUGCGUACGCAGCACCCUCACCGCUGCCCUGAGCCUCUCAAACUUCGCCUCCCAAGCCAGCGAACGCCAUAAUGUGCCAGAGAUCGAAGCAGCGACCUCCCCCGAACUCCUCCUCAACCCAUUAGUCGUAAGCAGGAAUCAGGAUGAGAGGGUGCUUGUGGAACCGAGCGUGAACAGUGUGAGGGUCAGUAUCAGAAUCAAGCAGGCGGACGAGAUUGAGGGGAUAUUGGUGCACAAGUUCAUGAGGUUUCUGAGUCAGAGAGCGGAGGCAUUUUUUGUGUUGAGGAGGAAGGCUGUUGCUGGUUAUGACAUCUCGUUCUUGAUUACGAAUUUCCAUACUGAGGAGAUGCUGAAGCACAAGCUGGUCGACUUUAUCAUACAGUUUAUGGAGGAGGUGGACAAGGAGAUCUCGGAGAUGAAGCUUUUCCUGAACGCGAGAGCACGCUUUGUGGCGGAGAGCUUCUUGACACCGUUUGACUAG